AUCUUCGUCUUAGGGGAUUGGACAAAAAUAUUUCAGCAAUGAACAGCUUCAUGAAUAUGGCCACCAUAGGAGAUUUCGACCCGCUGAACGCGAAUAUCCCUGCCACCAAAGUUGAAAUCACAGUGUCGUGCAGAAAUCUGCUGGACAGGGAUACCUUUUCUAAAUCUGAUCCAAUAUGCGUGCUGUACACACAGGGCAUCGGAAACAAAGAAUGGAGAGAGUUUGGGAGAACAGAAGUCAUUGACAACACCCUAAACCCAGAAUUUGUGCGCAAAUUCAUCCUGGACUAUUUCUUUGAAGAAAGACAAAACCUUCGUUUUGAUCUAUAUGACGUUGACUCAAAGAGUGCCAACCUAUCAAAACAUGACUUCCUCGGCCAGGCCUUCUGCACCCUGGGAGAGGUGGUGGGAUCCUUGGGGAGUCGGCUGGAGAAACCUCUGGUUGGCAUCCCAGGGAAGAAGUGUGGGACCAUUGUUGUGAAGGCAGAGGAGCUGAACAACUGUAGGGAGUCUGUGAUGAUGCAGUUUUGUGGGAACAAACUGGAUAAGAAAGACUUUUUUGGCAAGUCCGACCCCUUCCUGGUUUUCUACCGCAGCAAUGAGGAUGGAACGUUCACGAUUUGCCACAAAACGGAAGUGGUGAAAAACACACUGAACCCAGUGUGGCAGGCCUUCAAGAUUCCAGUGAGAGCCCUCUGCAAUGGAGACUAUGACAGGGCGAUCAAGAUUGAGGUGUACGACUGGGAUCGAGAUGGCAGCCAUGACUUCAUUGGCGAGUUCACCACCACCUACAGAGAGCUGUCCCGGGGCCAAUCACAGUUUAACGUGUACGAGGUGUUCAAUCCCAAGAAGAGAGGCAAGAAAAAAAAGUACCAGAACUCUGGAACGGUGACACUGCUGUCCUUUCUGGUGGACGUUGAGGUCACCUUCCUGGACUACAUCAAAGGCGGAACGCAGAUCAAUUUCACAGUGGCGAUUGAUUUCACAGCCUCAAAUGGUAACCCAGCCCAGCCCACCUCGCUGCACUACAUGAGCCCAUAUCAGCUCAACACCUAUGCCAUGGCGCUGAAGGCUGUGGGGGACAUCAUCCAGGACUACGACAGCGACAAGAUGUUCCCCGCGCUGGGCUUUGGUGCCAAGCUACCACCUGACGGCAGGGUCUCCCAUGAGUUCGCAUUGAACGGAAACCCACAGAACCCUUACUGCCCUGGGAUAGAUGGGGUGAUGGAAGCGUACUACCAGAGCCUAAAGUCUGUGCACCUCUACGGACCUACAAACUUCUCACCUGUCAUUAACCACGUUGCCAGGUAUGCUGCUUCGGUGAAGGAUGGCUCUCAGUACUUCGUCCUCCUCAUCAUCACUGACGGGGUCAUCUCAGACAUGGCACAAACCAAGGAAUCCAUUGUCAACGCUUCCUGUCUUCCCAUGUCCAUCAUAAUUGUGGGUGUCGGGCCAGCAGAAUUUGAUGCCAUGAUCGAGCUGGACGGGGAUGAGGUCAGGAUUUCGUCGAGAGGAAGAUUUGCGGAGCGAGACAUCGUUCAGUUUGUCCCGUUCCGAGACUACAUCGACCGGACGGGGAACCACAUUCUCAGCAUGGCCCGGCUGGCCAAGGAUGUCCUGGCUGAGAUCCCGGACCAGUUCCUGUCCUACAUGAGGACCCGAGGCAUCAAGCCGUCGCCCGCGCCCCCUCCCUACACCCCCCCGGGACAGCCCCUUCAGACGCAGAUCUGACGGACACCCCCCUCAUACCUCUUGGAGUGGCUGAGUGUUGUUGGGGGGUCUAUCUCUCUCUCUGUCGUUGCACUAUGGAGACAGGAAAAGCUCUCAGAAUAGGCAGAAGGCAUGUUUACUUUCAUUUGAGCGUUCUUCUGACAGGACUCUGGUUUCUCUGGAAGGCCUUUGUAAGCCAAGGCAGCCGGUGAUCUCAGCUGGCCUGCAUGGUGAAGGACAUUUCAGAGCUGCUCUUCCAGUGCGGGUCUGUUUAGGAGCACUGGGACACAAAGGCCCCGCCUCUGCCCACCGCGGGAGCCAGAAGCCCUCGUCUUCUGUAAAUAACUUUGGAACCGUGCUUCUUCCUUCCUUCCAUCUCCUGUUCUCCGUCCCUCAGACUCUCUCCCUCGCUUUCUCUGAUUCUUGCAUUCUCGCCUCUCCUAGUCUCUCGCACCCUCUCUAUCACCCUCUCCCACUCUCUCCUGCUCUCCCUCUAACUCACUCUCAAUGUUUACAUGUCAAUGAUGAUUUUUACAGUUGGAUACUUUUAUAAGCCUUGUUUAAAUAUGAAUUUUGGAAUAUUGACUCUCCUAGUGUGUUGUUUUUGCAGCAGGUAAAAAGUGGUAGCUGUGAUUCUGGCAGUGAAUGGUACAGUGGUGUUAAACAGAGCAUGUGCUGUUGUUCUGCACUCACAGACUGUUGUGUAUUCAGCCUUGCAGUGUGUUGUUUUACCACGUUAAAAACUCCUUUACUGUCUUACUGCCUUGACCUGAAGGUCACUUAGUAUCACAGCAUUCUUCCACCACUACAAACAACAGUAAUUCAACCGGCCUUAAGAUCCAUUGUAUUUCAAAACAGCAGCUGCUGCUUUCUGAAGCAAGGGGCCCAACUUUCAAAAACAUAAAAGCUCCGAUUAAUUUAUUCAUGUAUGUGUUUUUGAUGCCAUUGCAAACUGUAAUAUAGUACAUUAGUUCACAAAGGUGAUGAGAUAUAUUGAUUAAUAUUGCAAAUAUGAAGGCUUGAGUGUCUCAAAGUUGCCAAAAAGUUUUUGUUCAGUUCUUUAGCAUGUGUCUGGUGGCAUGCUUUGUUGAACAGUGACUUAGCAGAUGUGGCUGUCCCCCACAUAACUAUGCACAAACAGAAUAAUAUGAUAACAUCCCUGUGAUCAAAGUUUCCCUUAUCAGCAUUGACAGUGGGCAAGAAUUCCAGGGAAGAAAAUAUGGUUGCGAAGUACAAUUCCAGACCAUGUUUUCAGAAGAACGUGCUCAUUCAUUACACAUGAGCACACGAUUUUAUCAUUGAAAUUAGUUUCAGUGGCUCUCCAUAAAUCACCACUGGAAGAAAAGAACACUCCUAACACAUGUAAAACGUUUGGAGGUUGGUACAGACAAUUGGCAGAUCAGUGCUGUAGAUUUUGUCAUGUGGGUAUUAUGUUCCAUUUAAUAUUCCACAGGUUCCAGAGGUUUUCUGUUGUGUCUUCUGUUAGACAGGUAACUGAGCCCGUAAACAACAAGGAUUCACAACACUGCCUCCAGCACAGAUAGAAUGAACUGUACAGUCUGCUUCCAAUGUUAGUGUUCAGUCUCACAUGCACCAGUGUACGUUGGCCUCCAGCAUUACCAUCCGUUCUUACUUCUGGCAGUUGGCACAUUCGGAUCCACGCCCACCUACUGAAAUUGCAUUAGAACAUACUGUACUUAGUUGCUCUCGCAGAAUGAUGCUGGACGAAAUUCCCUGAUGUUUUUGUCGCCAAAUUUUUGUAUGUUUGCAUAAUGAGAAAGGAAAGUGAGCAGGAAACCAGGGGCUCUUUUCAAUCACUUAUUUUUCACCUCCAUCUUCCUUUCCUUGCUCCUUUUCUUGCUCCUAGCUUCAACCAUGAGGGGAGGUAAGAAAGAAGCCAGAAAAGGAGGUAAAGGUGGGGGGAUUGACAAAAUGUGAAUUAGGCGAAAGGAAUGUCCUCGCUCCUGAAGUUACAUCACAGGUGUGGCAUAUGCGUGGCAGAUAGGGAGAGGUGGAUCCACAGGUGUAUUCACAUAAGAAACUUGUAAGUAUUUUCAAUGGGUGGCAUGCACACUGGACUGCCAUAGCAAAUCCUCACUGAAGCAGACAGGCAAUUGCACAUGGAUGCAGUAAUGGAAUUUACCCCAUUUUGACACCACAGUAGGUGGGCACAGUUACAACUUGGAAACAAAUCCUGCCCAGAGGGAGGCUGCAAUAGGGUGUAAAUCAUCAGAGAUAUCAGAGAACAGGAGGAACACCAGGAAAUUCCCUAUCAAAAUUCAAAUUCAUUAAUUCAUGGAAAAACAAACCUCUCUGUACUGUUUCAAUCAAAUUAAUACGCUCAUGUUUUCUUGCGCAAAAACAAUUUAGGAGUCACCUAACUUUGGCUUCAAGUUCUUAGUUAGGAACAUUUAAUGUGUUGGAAUUUCCUUAAAGAUGGUGGAUCUCUAUCAAUUUCCGGGUCAGGCAAAGAACAAGGAGAUAUGACGCGAAGACUAAGCAACUGGAAAGAGCCCGGGAAAGGGUUCCUCUAAGGAGGCAGCACUCACACACUCAGGGCGAGUUUCAUGGAGUUUCUCUGUACCAAUUACAGCAGUGCAGGGAAAGUCUCCAUGAUCAAGAACUUGACAGCGUUGCCCCGUUGAGUUCUUUCUAUUCCAUUUGUGUGUCAAUGGAAUACUUAUGUAGCUGCAUUGAGUUUAAGACAUGAAAAAACCCACAGACAGACAGUCACAUGUAUACACACACACACACACACACACACACAUAUAACAUGAAUAUAUACUCAUAUUACAAUCGUAUGUGAAACACGUGAAGCAAUAUGGAAAAAAAGUUAUUCCUCAUAACAUAAACAGUACAGUACAUUAGUUCAGCCACUUCAUUAAUCAACUAACUUAUCACUUUAGGUCUCCUUCACCAUCAGUCUUAAUCACAUCAGUACAAUCUUUGUAGUGUAAUAAAUAGGCACAUUUACAUGGCACAUCUGCAAACUGACGGAAAAUGGGGUUUGUUCUUCUGUGCCAAAUGGACAAAUUCUAUACCCUUGGGCUACACGCAAGCCUUCGGUUUUGUUUCGACCAUAAUGUGAAAAUGCGAGGUUGAAGAGAGAAAAGUAACAUGUCCAUUUAAAUACACUGAAAGGUUCCUGUGGAGGACACAUUCUUACUGGUUUUACUGCUUCCUUGGUGCCACAGAGCUUGCUACAUAGCCAGUCCCUGUGAUCUGUGAGCAAACAUCAGGCAAUCAGGGGAUUCUGACAGCCCAUGUGACCUUGCACACAUGAACGUUGUUUACUGAAAAUAUCCAAAUAAUCUAUUGUAUGCUUGUCAUAUCUUAUAACGUGCACUAUGUUUGCAUGUAUAGUUUUACAAGAGAUGCACCAUUUUUGUGAGUAGCUUGUUUGAAUAAUACAAGGAGAAAAAAAGUACAAAAUGGCCUUAAAUUUUCACUGAUUUCUUAGAUUUGUGGAAUGCCUUCAGUUGUUUAAUCAAUUGUUCAAUAUUUUGUGUCGGUGUUCAGUUGCUUUGUAAAGUAUACUUUCUUUGCAUUAACCAGAUAUAUGGAAAUAAAUCUGUUGUACUUAUGGAGAUGGUGAUUAAUCAGAGAAAGCAGAACUGGACUUGGAAGAAAAAUGUCUCAUGCAAAGUAUAUUCUCCUAAAGCCCUCAUGAAGCAUAUGUAAUGCAUUCAUUAUUGUGUGUAUAUAUUCUUUAUGAUGGAUGACAUUGCAUGUAUAAUGUAAAAUCUUCUCAAAUAUGUAAUCUCCAAAUUUAGUGACUGAUCUUGAAUGAUCUCUCUGGAUGGUGCAAUGCAUUCACCAAUCUCAUUAAACGCUGUUGAAGACUCAGUGUUGCUAUCCUGGUGAAAAAAAAAGAUUUAGUUUAUUUUAUUCAUUUUGUAAAUUUUUAUUAUUUUUAUGAUUUCAGAGGUAGCUGUAUUGCAUGAUGUUACUUGACUAAAGGUUAAAAUUUAGUCCCAAAUUAUUCUAAAUGACUAUUAAUGUAAAGAAGCCACAUGCUUCAUGAAAGUUUUGGGGAUCUAUACUUUGUAUAUUGUGUGACCACAAAUGCCUGAUUGUCCAGUAUUGCAUUUUAAAAAUGACUAUUUAUGUAGCAAAAUAUCAAUUUUUAAAUAAACAUUCUUAAUAAAUGAAUAUUUACCUCA
This is a messenger RNA of Conger conger (European conger), 5872 nucleotides long. Its product is annotated as copine-8. Gene Ontology annotation, molecular function: calcium-dependent phospholipid binding. The transcript has 20 exons. Gene Ontology annotation, cellular component: plasma membrane. Gene Ontology annotation, biological process: cellular response to calcium ion. The record is from RefSeq and is a predicted model, not a curated record. Lineage: Eukaryota; Metazoa; Chordata; Actinopteri; Anguilliformes; Congridae. The coding region runs from base 39 to 1730 and encodes 563 amino acids.